Messenger RNA from Lacerta agilis (Sand lizard), 2142 nucleotides. RefSeq names its product adhesion G protein-coupled receptor E3-like. Gene Ontology annotation, molecular function: G protein-coupled receptor activity. Gene Ontology annotation, biological process: cell surface receptor signaling pathway; adenylate cyclase-activating G protein-coupled receptor signaling pathway. Gene Ontology annotation, cellular component: membrane. The transcript is spliced from 17 exons. The record is from RefSeq and is a predicted model, not a curated record. The coding region runs from base 42 to 2018 and encodes 658 amino acids. Lineage: Eukaryota; Metazoa; Chordata; Lepidosauria; Squamata; Lacertidae.
AGCAUAAACAAACCAUUCAUUACCUCAGUGCCAACAAGACCAUGAGGACCACACUCAGCUGCCUUCUUCUGGGAUUUGUUAUUUGUCAAGGGAUUUGUCUUGGAUUUGACGUUGUGGACAAAGAUGAAAGAGGAUCAGGUGGUCCACGGCAAUGGCGAUUAGAUGAAUUAUGGAAGCAUAUUGAUAGAGAAGGAUACAGGGAAAUGACAACUUUGGGGACCAGUCACACCAGUAGUGAGAAAAUUCCCUACCACUGCCAACCAGAUAUUGUAAGGCAAAAUGAUGGUCUAAGGGCGUGUUUCAGUGCAGCAAAACCAGAGAAUCACUUUAGUCAUAACAACAGUUUCUACUGCUCAGUGGUAGGGCCAGCCUUCAACGUUUUGUUAUCGUCCUGCGAAAAUGGCAGUGUGACACCAACUUCCUUGCAGGACACAGUGGGCUCCGUUGACAAACUUCUUGUCAGCAGUUCCCUACAGAGUAUUGAAACAAAUGAGGAGCGUGUAUCAGCUGUGAUGUUGGUUUUGGAUGGGCUGGCCUCAACCGCAGUUGCAAAAGCUAUUGCAUCUCCAGAGCACCAAUCUCAGACUGUGGUUACUAACUCAGUAGUGAUCCAAACCCACAUAAUCAGUGAAGAGGUUAUUUCAAAAAAUGAAGCUCUGCGUUUAGAGGCUCAAGAAGACCAAAUGACCAUUGAUCCCAGAGCAGUGACUGACAGGAUCACCCAAGGUCCUGUCGCUGUGGCCUUUAUGUCAUACAGUGGACUGGGAUCACUCCUGAAUGGGAUUUUUCUGCAGGAUGAGACUCAGCAGAGCAGGGGAAUUCUGGAAGAAAUCUUCCACAUGAACUCCAAGAUGCUAAGCGUUUCCACCAGCCACUGGACGAGGAAUAUUUCCAGCCCUGUCAACCUCACUUUUCGUCACCUUGAGAAUAAAGUUCCCCAGGAAAAAGCGGUUUGUGUCCACUGGGACUUUGCAAGCAGAAGUGGUGCCUGGUCCCCUGAGGGCUGCUGUCUCAUCCAGUCUAACAGCACUCAUUCAGAAUGCAGCUGUCAAUACCUGUCCAACUUUGCUGUGCUGAUGGCCUCCACUCCCAAGCAGGGAGCUCUGAUCCUCUCCAUCAUCAGCUACAUUGGACUGAUCAUCUCGCUCAUCUGCCUCUUCCUGUCCAUUGUUACCUUUCUCUUUUGCCGCUCCGUCCAAAACAGCAGCACCUUCAUCCACCUGCAGCUGAGUUUGUGCCUCUUCUUUGCAGACCUCCUCUUCUUAAUCGGAAUUGACAAAACAUACAACAAGAUCCUGUGCUCGGUCAUAGCUGGGACACUGCAGUACCUCUUCCUGGCCUGUUUUGUGUGGAUGUUCUUGGAAGGCGUGAACCUCUUCAUCAUCGUCAAGAACCUGAAAGUGGCAAAUUACAGUGGUGCCAGCAAGUGCAUGAAGAUAUCCAUGUACCUCUGUGGCUAUGGGCUCCCUGCCAUGAUUGUAGGCAUUUCUGCAGCAAUUUCACCCGGGUCCUAUGGGACCCAUUAUCACUGCUGGCUUAACCAUGAGAAAGGUUUUAUCUGGAGCUUCCAGGGACCUGUCUGUGCCAUAAUCGUGAUCAACAUUAUAUUUUUCUGCCUUAUUCUGAUGAUCUUGCGUAAGAAACUUGCAUCUCUCAAUUCAGAGAUAACUACCCUCAGAAAUACCAGGUCACUGACAUUUAAGGCAAUGGCCCAUGUAUUCAUCCUGGGUGUGACUUGGUGUCUAGGCCUCUUUCAGUUUGGCCCUCUGGCUGAGGUAAUGGCAUACCUGUUCACAAUCACCAACAGUGUGCAGGGAUUCUUCAUCUUCUUGGUGCACUGCUUGCUGAACAAGAAGGUGAGAGAAACAUACUGGCGUUUGAUUUCUUGCAAGAAAGGUAUCAAGUCUCCUGUUUCUGAGAUGACCAUGACUUCUGUCCCCAUCACCAAUCCCAUGAGGAAUGAGGAAAGCACCGCUUCAGGGAAUCAACAGAUGGUGGGAUGGGGGGCAGAGCCAUAAUCAAAUACCAUGUUUUGGUCUCUUCCUUCUGUAUCCAAAAUACAACUGAAUGAAACCAGACGAACUACAGGAAUUUUUCAUAUCCAAGCAAUUAUUCCUUGUUUGGUUGCUUUCCAGCUUUUUA